Molecule: messenger RNA, 7462 nt
Organism: Sorex araneus (European shrew)
Lineage: Eukaryota; Metazoa; Chordata; Mammalia; Eulipotyphla; Soricidae
Gene: CLIP1
Product: CAP-Gly domain containing linker protein 1
Exons: 26
Coding region: 256-6663 (2135 amino acids)
Biological process (GO): cytoplasmic microtubule organization; positive regulation of microtubule polymerization
Cellular component (GO): microtubule plus-end; cytoplasm; nucleus
Molecular function (GO): microtubule plus-end binding
Source: RefSeq, a predicted model, not a curated record
GCGUCACGCUGUCCCCGCCCCGAGCCGCCGAGCCGGGAGGCGGGAGGCGGCGGCCGCGCGGCUGCUGCUGCUGCAGUGGGGCAGGUGGCGGCGACGGGCGGCGACCCCGGCCACGGUUCCCGGCUCCUGGCUGCUGGCUGUCCUGCAGGAACCCUCAGAUUCAGCCCAGAGACCGAGCGCACCCCAGAAGCCCCCGCAGUGGGCUCGAUGGUCGGGGAGAGGUAGUGGCCGCAGCUGCGUCUGACCGCCCUGACCAUGAGUCUGCUGAGGCCCAGCGGGCUCAAGGCCCCGACCAAGAUCCUCAAGCACGGGAGCUCGGCCCUGAAGGCGCCCAUGGCCGCGGCUGCUCCCGUGGAGAAGCCCGUGCCGGGGGAGAAGGCCCCCAGCGCCCCCUCCUCGGAGACGCAGGAGGAGUUCGUGGACGACUUCCGAGUCGGGGAGCGAGUCUGGGUGAACGGUAACAAGCCUGGGUUCAUCCAGUUCCUCGGCGAGACCCAGUUCGCCCCCGGCCAGUGGGCCGGGAUCGUCCUGGACGAGCCCAUCGGCAAGAACGACGGCUCGGUGGCCGGCGUGCGCUACUUCCAGUGCGAGCCGCUGAAGGGCAUCUUCACGCGGCCGUCCAAGCUGAGCAGGAUGCCGCAGGCCGACGAUGAGGCCAACGGCCUGCAGCCCGCCCCCGCCGCCCGCGCCACGCCUCCCCUGGCCGCCUCCCCCGCCCCGGCCACCGUCCACAAGGCGCCGCAGCCCCCCGCGAAGGACGCCCCUCACGCCAGCAACCUGACCAAGACGGCCAGCGAGUCCAUCUCCAACCUCUCGGAGGCCGGCUCCCUCAAGAAAGGGGAGCGGGAGCUGAAGCUCGGGGACCGCGUGCUGGUGGGCGGCACGAAGGCCGGCGUGGUGCGCUUCCUCGGGGAGACGGACUUCGCCAAGGGGGAGUGGUGCGGCGUGGAGCUGGACGAGCCGCUGGGCAAGAAUGACGGCGCCGUGGCAGGAACGAGGUACUUUCAGUGCCAGCCCAAGUAUGGCCUGUUUGCUCCUGUCCACAAAGUCACCAAGAUCGGCUUCCCCUCCACGACGCCGGCCAAGGCCAAGGCGGCCGCCGUGAGGCGCGUGAUGGCCACCACCCCCGCCAGCCUGAAGCGCAGCCCGUCAGCCUCCUCGCUCAGCUCCGUCAGCUCCGUGGCCUCGUCCGUGAGCAGCCGGCCCAGCCGCACGGGAUUACUGACGGAAACCUCCUCCCGCUACGCCCGCAAGAUCUCCGGCACCACCGCCCUCCAGGAGGCGCUGAAGGAGAAGCAGCAGCACAUAGAGCAGCUGCUGGCCGAGCGGGACCUGGAGCGGGCGGAGGUGGCCAAGGCCACGAGCCACGUGGGGGAGAUAGAGCAGGAGCUGGCCCUGGCCCGGGACGGGCACGACCAGCAUGUGCUGGAGCUGGAGGCCAAGAUGGACCAGCUGCGGACGAUGGUGGAGGCGGCCGACAGGGAGAAGGUGGAGCUGCUGAACCAGCUGGAGGAGGAGAAGAGGAAGGUGGAGGACCUCCAGUUCCGAGUCGAGGAGGAGUCCAUCACCAAAGGCGACCUGGAGGUGGCCACCGUGUCGGAGAAGUCCCGGAUCAUGGAGCUGGAGCGGGAGCUGUCCCUGCGGGCGCAGGAGGCGGCCGAGCUGCGGCGGAGGCUGGAGGCCAGCAGGCCUCCCGGCGAGGCGGACGCGUCGCUGUCCCUGCUGCAGGAGAUCAGCGCCCUGCAGGAGAAGCUGGGCGCCGCCCACAGCGAGCGCCAGAAGGAGGUCGCCAGCCUCAAAGAGCACUUCGGGGCCCGGGACGACGCCCACCAGAAGGAGGUGAAGGCCCUGCAGGCGGCCGCCGAGAAGCUGUCCAAGGAGAACGAGUCGCUGAGGUCCAAGCUGGACCACGCCAACAAGGAGAACGCGGACGUGAUCGCCCUGUGGAAGUCCAAGCUGGAGACGGCCAUCGCCUCGCACCAGCAGGCCAUGGGCGAGCUGAAGGCGUCCGUGAGCCGGGGCAUGGGCGCCGAGGCGGCCGAGCUGGCCGAGCUGAAGGCGCAGAUCGAGAGGGUGCGGCUGGAGUCCCAGCGGGAGGCGGAGAGCCUGCAGGCGCAGCGGGCGGCCGAGCGCUCGGCGCACGCCUCCGAGCUGGAGGCACUCAGGUCGAGGCUGGCCAAGGCCGUGCAGGAGAAGGAGAGCGGCCUGGAGGCCGCGCGGGCCCGGCUGGACCAGGCGGAGGACCAGCACCUGGUGGAGAUGGAGGACGCCCUGGGCAAGCUGCAGGAGGCGGAGACCAAGGUAAAGGACCUGGAGGGGUUGCGGGCCACGUGUAGUCAGCAGGCCCAGGCCCUCGCCGACUCCGCGGCGCAGCUGGAGGCCGCCCGGGAGAAGCUCGCGCAGCUCGAGGGGCUCCGGAAGGCCAGUUCCGAAGGUAAAUUGGAAAUGGAGGCGCUCAGGCAGCAGCUCCAGGCGGCCGAGCGGCAGAUUCAGGAGUUAGAGAGCGAAAAGCGGGCCGAGAGCGGCAAGGCCGAGAGCCUGGCCGAGGAGCUGCGGGGGAAGGGGCUAGCGCUUAGUGGCCUCCAGGAGACCUUGCGUGAAGCCGGCCGAGUGAAGGAGGCUCUGGAGAAGGAGCUGCGGGGCCUGAAAGAAAAGUUCGCUGAGGCUUCAGAGGAGGCGGCCUCUGUUCAGAGAAGCAUGCAAGAAACUGUCGAUAAGUUACGCCAAAAAGAGGAGCAGUUUAACGCGCUGUCUUCUGAGCUGGAGAAGUUGCGAGAAAAUUUAGCAGAUAUGGAGGCCAAAUUCAAAGAGAGAGAUGUUCGAGAAGAGCAGCUGAUGAAGGCGAAGGCCAAGUUGGAAGACGACAUCGCGGAAAUCAUGAAAAUGUCCGGGGACAACUCGUCGCAGCUGACACGAAUGAACGACGAGCUACGCCUGAAGGAAAGAUGCGUGGAAGAGUUACAGCUGCAGCUCGUCAAGGCCAACGAGCACGCGAGUCUGCUGCAGAAGAGCAUCGGGGAGGCCACGCUCAGGGCAGAGCAGAGCCAGCAGGAGGCGGCCCAGAGACACGAGGAGGAGAAGAAGGAGCUGCACAAGAGGCUGUCGGACCUGGAGGAGAAGGUGGGCACGAGCCGCAGCCAGUGCCAGGCUCUGCAGGCCGAGUACGACAAGGCGAGCGCCGAGAGCAAGGCGCAGCACGAGGAGGCGCUGCAGGCCCUGCAGAAGCUGCUGCUGCAGGCGGAGGAGAGGCUGCAGGCGGCGCAGGCAGAGAACGGGGACCUCCUGCGGGAGGUGGCCGAGCUGAAGACGCAGGCCGACAAGGCCAAGUCACUAACUUAUUUGUUAACAUCAGCCCAAAAGGAAAUGGAGCUGAUGUCGGAGGAGCUCAGGGCCCUGAGGUCCAAGCAGCAGCUGUUCGCGCGCGAGAAGCUUUCUCUGAAGUCAGAGCGGGGGUCGCUCCUGUCGAAGCUGGUCGAGGCGGAGACCAAGAACUCCCAGCUGCAGGAAGACCAGAAGAAGCUCUGGCUGAUGAACCAGGCGAUCCGCUUAGACAAGGAGAAGGUCCUCGAGGCCAGGCGGGCCGCGGAGAAGCUCUGCCAGCAGGAGCGGCUCGGCCGGGAGGCUCUGGAGGCGGAGAAGGAGAAGCUGCUGGCGGAGGGCAGCGCGGCGCAGGGGGAGCUCCAGAGGGUCAGCGAGGAGAACGACGCCCUGCAGGUGGCCAAGGUGGGCCUGCAGGCGCUGGUCGAAGAGCUCCAGCUGAGCAAGGGCAGCCUGGUGGCCGAGUGCCAGAAGAGCCGGGAAGAGAGGGACCACCUGGAGGAGCACGUCAAGCAGCUGGUUCUGGAGAACCUGUCCCUGACCAAGGACAAGGACAACAUCAUCCAGAAGCUGCAGUGCUCCUACGAGGAGCUGGCUCGGGACCAGAAGACCCUGGUGCAGGAGAUCGAGGAGCUCACGGCCGAGAAGAAGUCGGCCCUGGAGAAGCAGUCGGGCCUCGACAGCCUGUGCAUGGCCUUGAAGCUGGAGCGCGAUGGCCUGGCCCAGAGCAACAAGGACCUGCAGCUGGAGACGGACCUGCUGCGGCAGGAGCAGGAGAAGCUGAGCGCCAGCCUGGAGGCGGCCCUGCAGGUCAAGCAGCUGCUGGGCGCCGAGGCCGGCUGCCUCCGCGCGCAGCUGGACGAGGCCACGAAGGCCGUGCGCAAGGCCGAGCUGGAGGCGCUGCAGACGCAGGCGGCCAACGCCAGCCUGGCGCAGCUGCUGGAGCAGCUCAAGGCCAGCCGGGAGCUCUCGGACUCGGAGUGCGUCCAGCUCCUGCACGAGAAGGAGACCCUGAGCCUGGCCGAGCGGAGGCUGGCGGCCGAGAAGGAGCAGCUCCUGGGCGAGAACGGCCUCUUGGCCGAGAAGCUGAGCCGGUGCUCCGAGGAGGCGGCGCGCGUGGAGGCGGCCCUCCGCGAGCAGCUGGGCAGCCUGGGCUCGGAGAAGGAGCUGCUGGACCAGAAGGCCGCCAGGCUCCGGCAGCAGCUGGACGGGCUGCUGAAGGACAAGGCGCUGCUGGAGGCGCAGCGCGCCGAGCUGCUGGCCGAGCGGGAGGAGUCCCGGCGGGCCCUGGGCGACCUCAGGCAGCGGCACGAGGAGGAGGCGGCCAGCCGCAGGGCGGCCGUCCACGAGAAGAUGGCGCUGCUCGGGGAGCUGGACGUGCUGCAGCGGGAGCUCCAGGAGCAGCGCCAGGAGAACCAGGGGCUGGCGGCCGGCCAGGGCGAGCUCGCCGCGGCGCUGCAGGAGGCCCGGGACGCGGCCCGGAGCCUGGAGGAGAUGCAUGCGGGCGCGCUGCAGGAGAAGGAGGCGCUGGGCGCCGAGCUGCAGGCGGCCUGCGCCGAGCGGAGCUCCCUGGCGCGGGACAGCCGGGGCCUGCAGGAGGAGUGCCGGCGGCUGGCCGAGGAUGGCCGCGCGGCGCAGCAGGCCCUGGCGCUGGAGCGGGAGGCCCGCGCCCAGGAGGGCGAGGCAGCCGCCCGCGAGGCCAGCCAGCUGCAGGGCCGCGUGGGGCUCCUGGAGCAGGAGGCCGAGGAGCUGCGGGCGCGCGCGCAGGGCUUGCAGGCCGAGCGCCUGGACCUGCUGCAGGAGAAGGCCCGGUCGGAGCAGCAGGUGGCCGAGAUCCUGCGGGAGAAGGAGCUGCUGAGCGCCGACGCCGCCCGGCUGGCCGCCAACAUCGAGGCUCUGAAGGGCGACUUCGCGGCCCUGUCCAAGUCCAAGCUGGAGCUCCAGGGCCUGCACAGCUGCCUCGCCGAGAUCCUGGCCGACCUACGGCGGAAGCACGAGGCGGCCCUGGCCGAGUGUGCCCAGGCCGGGCAGGAGAACCAGAGCCUGCUGGCCGAGAAGCGGGAGCUGCGGCAGGAGCGGGACGAGCUCCUGCAGGAGAAGGAGCGGCUGGCCGGCGGCUACUUCCUCCUGCAGAAGGAGGUCAGCCAGCUGGCCAAGACCAACAGCCACGUCUCGGCCAACCUCCUGGAGGCGCAGAAGGAGAACCGCGUGCUGAGGAAGGACAAGAGCAAGCUCGCCUUUAGGAUCAGGGAGCUCGAGACGCUGCAGUCGUUCACGGCCGCGCAGACGGCGGAGGACGCCAUGCAGAUCAUGGAGCAGAUGACCAAAGAGAAGACGGAGACCCUGGCCUCCCUGGAGGACACCAGGCACACCAACGAAAAGCUCCAGAACGAGUUGGAUACGCUGAAAGAAAACAACUUGAAGAAUGUAGAAGAGCUGAACAAAUCGAAAGAACUUCUGACUGUAGAGAAUCAAAAGAUGGAAGAAUUCAAGAAAGAAAUAGAGACCCUGAAGCAGGCGGCCGCCCAGAACUCGCAGCAGCUCUCAGCCCUGCAGGAGGAGAACGUGAAACUUGCCGAGGAGCUGGGCCGCAGCAGGGACCAGGUCAUGAGCCACCAGAAGCUGGAAGAAGAGAGAUCUGUGCUCAAUAAUCAGUUGUUAGAAAUGAAAAAGAGAGAAUCCGAGUUAAUAAGAGACUCCGAUGAAGAGAAAGCUUCCCUGCAGAAAUCCAUCAGUAUUACCAGUGCCUUGCUCACGGAGAAGGACGCAGAGCUGGAGAAGCUAAGGAAUGAGGUCUCCGUGCUCAGGGGAGAAAACGCCUCUGCCAAGUCCUUGCAUUCAGUUGUUCAGUCUCUGGAGUCUGACAAGGUGAAGCUCGAGCUCAAGGUCAAAAACUUGGAGCUUCAGCUCAAAGAGAACAAAAGGCAGCUCCAGAGCUCAGCAGGUAAUUCUGAUUCCCAAGCAGACGAGGAUGAAAGGGCCCAGGAAAAUCAGAUUGAUUUCCUGAACUCCGUGAUUGUGGACCUCCAAAGGAAGAAUCAAGACCUCAAGAUGAAGGUGGAGAUGAUGUCGGAGGCGGCUCUCAACGGGGACGGGGAAGACCUCAACAAUUAUGACAGUGACGACCAGGAGAAGCAGGCCAAGAAGAAGCCUCGGCUCUUCUGUGACAUCUGUGACUGCUUCGACCUCCACGACACAGAAGACUGCCCCACGCAGACACAGGUGUCCGAGGACCCCCCGCACUCCACACACCACGGCAGCCGGGGUGAGGAGCGGCCGUACUGCGACAUCUGCGAGGUGUUUGGACACUGGCCCAGCAACUGCAACGACGACGAGACCUUCUGAGCCCCCCGCCCCCCCCCCCCCGGCCGCUCCCCCACGGAGCACAGCCACCAGCAUCAGUGCAGGCUGCAGGGAAACCUACCUUAUUUUUGAACCCCAUCGACAAAUCUAAGAAAUAUUUUGGUCUUCAACAAAUCGUCCUUCUAGUUUCCCUCACAGGUCAGAGUAACAAAUACCAAGUAGGUGAACUGACGCCUCGAAUCUCAUCUUCCCGGUUUUUAUCAGUUUUCAUAAGACAUUCGCACCCAGAGGCUGUUACGCUGAUUUGUCCCUAAGGGAACCUCAUGGAACAACCCUUACCCCUCGAUACCUUAUUUAAAUAACUUUAAAUUAUGCCGUUCCUUUUCAUAUUUGCACUAAAAAUGUUUCCAGGCUGCAUUUGUAUAUUUAGAUGUUUGGGUUACGCUUUGACACUGGAAUGAGUUGGGGAACAAAUGUGCCAUUUUGCAUUUUUGUCUACUCAUUUAAAGUAUUUUAUUCUUAAUCAAAGAAAUAUCUGAGCUCUUGGCACUACCGUGUCAGUAGUGCCUUUAUUUCAGGCUUGAUACACUUCGGUGUGACUCUGGUUGAAAUCAUGAAGCCGGACAGUGGGGGGGGGCAGGGGGCCCCGCUGCUCUGGAACAUUUUCUAAUCUCGCCGUUGCACCCACUGAACCGUACUGUGGGUGCUGGCUGACUGGGUUUUUGCAUAGUUUUAACUAUAUAGUAUAUAUAUAUUUUUAAUCUAUAUUUUGAAAAAAAACCCACGAUGUGUCUUUCUUUUGACAUUUUUACCUUGAUGAAAAAGGAAACACUUCAAAUAU